Molecule: messenger RNA, 3099 nt
Organism: Daphnia carinata
Lineage: Eukaryota; Metazoa; Arthropoda; Branchiopoda; Diplostraca; Daphniidae
Product: cardioacceleratory peptide receptor-like
Exons: 9
Coding region: 420-1985 (521 amino acids)
Biological process (GO): G protein-coupled receptor signaling pathway
Cellular component (GO): membrane
Molecular function (GO): vasopressin receptor activity
Source: RefSeq, a predicted model, not a curated record
GAUUCUAAAAAACUCCUUUCUCUCUCUCUUUCUCUCACUCUCUGUCUUUCUAUUUUCCCCAUGUCUUAAGUGUUUCUCUUUUGUUUGUUUUUUUUUGUUUUAUAUCUCGCUAAGAACACUCGAGUGCGUGGCAACGCUGAAAAAUUCGGAAGAAUCAAUCAAAUCUAGGUGGGGGGGAAAGAUUAAUAAAGAAACAAAAGAUUUAAUUGUUCAGUGUGGAUUAGGCGGGAUGAGACCAAUCGUCAGAGCAACGUUGACACUUUUCGUCGUGGAUUUCUGCUGGGCCGAUUCAACUGAAAAAUAAAAAUCAUUUCGAGAUGAUACACUAAAAACCUACCAUCUUCAACCCAAACAAACUGCUUGUUGAAAACGGAAUUUUGCCUUUAUUAUCGGAAAAAAAAGGGAUUGAUUUGUUGGGCAUGGAAAGUUCACUAACGGGCAUCAUCAAUGUGACGGACACUGAAAAUGAUGACGACGGAUGCCUGGAAAGGACGUGGUUCAAUAGCGACCAAUCGGCCGGUGAACUGAAUUUAUGUCCGAGUGCCACCAAUUCGAGCGAAGAUGAUUUCAACACGUUUUAUUUCUACCAGACGGAGCAGUUGGCCUUCUUGUGGAUCCUGCUCAUCCUCAUCGUCGUCGGCAACAUGGCCGUCUUGUUGGCGUUGGGCAUGUCCAGCGCGCGCAAGUCACGAAUGAACUAUUUCAUUAAACACCUCGCCAUCGCCGAUUUAAGCGUCGGCGUUAUCAGCGUCUUGACGGACAUUGUUUGGAAAAUCACCGUUGCCUGGCAUGCUGGAAAUAUUGCGUGCAAAGUCAUCCGCUUCUCACAGGUUCUGGUCACGUAUUCCUCGACUUACGUCCUGGUAGCGCUCAGCAUCGACCGGUACGACGCCAUUUGCCAUCCGAUGAAUUUCAGCCGAGGAUGGAGAAGAGCUCGGAUUUUGGUGGCCGUCGCUUGGAUAUUGAGCGCCAUUUUCUCGACGCCGAUGUUAUUCCUUUACGAAGAGGGUCUGGUGCAGGAACAGGUGCAGUGCUGGAUCGACAUGCCGGAGCCGUGGCAGUGGCAACUCUACCUGACUUUAGUCGCCGUCUCGCUGCUCGUCUUACCCGCUCUACUGAUCUUCGCCUGCUAUGUCAUCAUCGUCCGGACCAUCUGGGUCCAAUCGGCAGCCCUUACCGCUUCCAUGCCAUCGGCCAAUCGCAACAAUAAUAACACAGCCGGUAUUAAUCGAACGGGCGGAAGUGCAGGAACGGCCAUGCUGGACGAGGAUCAGGAAAGUCGAAGGGCCAGCUCUCGUGGCAUCAUCCCACGCGCUAAAAUCAAAACCGUCAAGAUGACCUUCGUUAUUGUCUUUGUGUUUAUUCUGUGCUGGGCACCGUACAUCGUCUUCGACUUGCUCCAAGUCUACGGCCACAUCCCUAAAUCGAAGACGAUGAUCGCCGUUGCAACUUUCAUUCAAAGUUUGGCGCCACUCAAUUCGGCCGCUAAUCCGCUCAUCUAUUGCCUCUUCUCCACUCACCUCUGCCGCAAUCUCAGAAAGAUCCCGGCGCUAGAGUGGCUAGCCGUCAAACUGGAGAACGCCGUCCAUUCGAUCGGUCUGUGUCCCGACUGGAAUUGCUGCGCUGCCGACGGCUCGGUUGACCAUCCGUCGUUGCAGAACCGGACGACAUCACGCGGUGGCACUGCCCACACGCGGACUAAUCACCGCAAUAGUCACCAUAGCCGCCAGAUGACGCAGAAUCAGUUCCGCGGUCAUUUCCAUCGGCUGGCCAACAACAGCAGCUCAACGGGCACGACUGUUAACACCACCACUACCACGGCAACGUCGCAAGUCGCCAACGCUGUCAAAGACAGCGGCCGUCGUGACGGCAAUUUGAUUCGACGGCUAUCGUCAUCGGACGUAACGGAAGUCGUCGCUGUGCCUCCUCCGGCCAUUGUUAAAGAACCGCUUCCGGCCAACAGUCGCAGUAGUCAGUGGGUUUGAUAAACUUGACGACAUGAGAAGAAACAUGAGCGCCGAGGAGCUCGUCAAUGAAAAGACGAAUGUUUAUCUCUACAGGGUUUCUGUCAUCUUGUUUUACAUCAUCUUACAAGUCAUAAAUUUCAUCUCAUUAUCUACUGGGACACAUAUAGCCAUGCACCAAAUAAUACGCAAUCACGUUCGGAUGGCAGCCCUUGUGGGAAAACGAAAAAAGGACGCCAUCUAAUCCAGUGAAUGAAAACGACCCUGUUGACAUGCAAGUCACGGUUGGAAUUCACGAUAAAACUAUAAAUGUGCUCUCCGCCUAAUAUUGGAUAAAAUAACACUAUCGUAUAUAAAUAUUCUUGAAACGUACAUACGUAAUGGCAGUUAGGACUACUUUUUUUUUCAAAACAUUUCUUUGACGUGUCAAUCUUGUUUUAUCCCUAACUGCAACGCCGUCAUGUAAAUUAUUGCAUAUUGUGUUUAAUGAGCGUCGGCGGGCUGCAGCAAACACGUAGCGACCAUCAAGAAAAAAAAAAAGAAGAACGCCUAUCCCACUGUCCUAUGUUUAACACAUCCGCUGUCUCGAUUUUUUGUUUUUUCUUCUUCUUUCACUCCGCAUUAUUUCACGCGGCCAGUCGUUUCUACCCGCCCUCCCGAAAACAAAAAGGGGAACGACUCACGGUCCAUUCUCUUUUUUUUUUUUUUUCUUAUCUAUGUGGUCUGUACAAAAUAACUGCCAUAUGAUCUUUUACUGUCAUCACGCUCUCGGUCCUGGAACGCUUGUAAGCAGAAAAAUUCUAUUGGCACAAACUGGGGAAUGGGGAGGCAGAAAACAAGAAGAGGGGGGGACAAAAUAAAAUAACGUAAUUCUAUGUUAAUAUUCACGGCGUGUCCCGCACAACCCGACACAGCACGAUCGAUAUACACGAUACUACAAACUAUUAUAUUAAAUAUAAAAACUUAUGAUUUCAAAUGGCAAAUUAACCGAAACAAUCUUCCCUCCCUCUCAAAACUGACAAAAAUGAAACAAUCCAAGUAUUAAUAUAUAUUAUUAUUUGCAAAAAAAAAAUAUGAUACUCUCGUUUCUACAUUCAAUGAGGUUAUGGGAAAAUAUACUAUUGUUCCAGACUAA